AUGGGGAAACUGGACGGUAAAGUUGCUCUUAUUACUGGUGGAUCGGAAGGAAUCGGUCUUGCUACUGCUCAAGAAUUUGUUGCUGAAGGUGCUUAUGUCUUUAUUACUGGACGUCGAAAAGAAGUUCUCGAUGCAGCAGUCGAACAAAUCGGUAAAAAACAGGUUACUGCUAUUCAAGCUGAUGCAGCUAAAUUAGAUGAUAUUGACCAUGUCAUGCAAGUGAUUAAAAAAGAAAAAGGACAAUUACAUAUUGUAUUCGCAAAUGCCGGUAUAUUAGGUUUUGCACCAUUAGGAUCAAUUCCAGAAAAACUUUUUGAUGAUAUAUUUGAUGUUAAUGUUAAAGGUGUAUUAUUUACUGUUCAAAAAGCUUUACCUAUCUUGGCUGAUGGUGGUUCAAUUAUUCUUAAUGGAUCUAUAUGGGGGAGCAAAGGUACACAAGGAGCAAGUGUUUACAGUGCAACAAAAGCUGCUCUUCGAUCGUUUGCUCGUUGUUGGACUGUAGAUUUAAAAGAUCGAAAAAUCCGUGUUAAUUGUCUUAGUCCAGGUGGCAUAGAUACUCCUAUGUUAAGAACUGCCGGUGGUACAAAAGAAAGUUCAGAAAAAGUUAUGAACUACCUCGCAUCAAUGUCUGUUAUGAAUCGUCUUGGUUACGCAUCCGAGAUUGGUAAAGCAGCUGUAUUUCUCGCUUCAGAUGAUAGUUCAUAUGUAACUGGUAUUGAACUUUUUGUUGAUGGUGGUACAGCACAAAUCUAA
Messenger RNA from Rotaria sordida, 753 nucleotides. The record is from the annotation of a GenBank genome assembly. Lineage: Eukaryota; Metazoa; Rotifera; Eurotatoria; Philodinida; Philodinidae.